Messenger RNA from Fundulus heteroclitus (mummichog), 5724 nucleotides. Its product is annotated as adenylate cyclase type 4. Gene Ontology annotation, molecular function: adenylate cyclase activity. Lineage: Eukaryota; Metazoa; Chordata; Actinopteri; Cyprinodontiformes; Fundulidae. The coding region runs from base 579 to 4472 and encodes 1297 amino acids. The transcript has 26 exons. The record is from RefSeq and is a predicted model, not a curated record. Gene Ontology annotation, biological process: cAMP biosynthetic process; intracellular signal transduction; adenylate cyclase-inhibiting G protein-coupled receptor signaling pathway.
CUCGAAGCCGAACUUCACAGAGAGUGUGCGGCUCGCGCGCCGCAGCGAGUCCCGGACUUUUUAAAGGGCUGUUUUAAGACUUAAAAGAAAGGGCUCGGACAGCUGGUCCUUGUUGUUUAUCGGUGAGUUGUGGUUUUGUAAAUGUUUAGUCGGCCUUUUUGGCGCUGUUCGAUAACGACAGGAAGAUGACUGAGGACGCGGAGGGACAGACGCUCAGGGAAAUCCAACCUUAUCUUUUCAGCCGCACUGACAGUGGCAGGAGAUCAACGAUAACUUUGUCAAACAGUGAGAAACAUGGGACGGAGCUCAGCCCGGAAGAUUAUGCUUGAGUUAAAGAUUCCUUACCGAUCUCCGGGACCUCAACCGAUCGUCGUACGCUCAGAGACGACAGCGGAUCGUCUUUAACUCUACGAUUAAACCUCUUGGCGCACCAGGACCGGACUCUCACUGAAAGGGCGUGAAGUUGACAAACCCACCUCAGCGAUCCCAAAGAGAGGAUAGGGUUAUAAGGUUCGUCUAGCGGGUAUCCGAUUCGGGAGAAACCGAGGGAAUAAGUUGACAGACGCGUGCGGAUCGCCAUGCCAGACGGAGCCUCUCGGGAUGAGUCGAGGCCUGGACUAGAAGAAGCGAAGGUGGCCUUAGUGCCAAACAUUGUCGUCGUCUCCAGCGAUGGCAAGGGCAAAGGCGACACCUUGGAGCUUGAUGAUUUCAGAGACAAACAGCAAAACGUCGCCUCAAAACUUACCGCUGGGGUCCAGUCCGGACCUGCUGGGCCCCCAGUUGUUGUAGAGGUGGGCGAGGUGAAGACGGCGCACGUUCCCCAACCUCUCCAGGCCAGCACUCUGGUGAGGGGGAGAGACGUGAGCUCCCAGGGCGCUGACCGGGAGCCUCCGGCCGACUCGUCCAGCAGUAAGCUACGAAUGGAGACGAGCCCGCCGCCGCAGGGGAACAGCUGCACCGACUCGGACUACAGCAGCGCCAGGUCCAGCCCCGGCUACGCCUGCCGGAGCUUCAGCACGGAGCUCUACGACGGGCAGCUCCUGGAGCUCGACAAAAGGACGCUGGAGAAGACCAGCUCCAUUUCUCCCGUCAAUCUGUCCGAGACCAGCCUGGACUCGGACAAGGCGAGCAAGAGCAACCUGGACCUUAACAGGGGCGACUCCGCGUGGGACGAAGCGUCCAAAGCGGGGAGCUCCCCCAACGGCGGUCCGCCCGGGUUAUCCGGCGUUCCGUCCAGCGUCAGACACGCCAGAGACAGCGUCGUCGCCCCGUCCGAGCCGGAGGACGACGACGGGCAGAGCAUGCGGUCUCGGCGGAGCGUGAAGGAAGGGGUGUGCUGCUGCUAUCAGGCCACCAACAGGGCGUUCAUGCGCUGCGUGGAAGAGACCCCGGCCAUGCUGCCCGGGCUGGUGCUCUCCAUGAUCUUCUGCGUGGUCAUCAUCGUCGUCAUUCCUGCCACACAACGGCUUACUGAAAAGAACCUCCUGGACCACGUCGGCGCCUUGUCGGUGGUGUGCGUGGUCCUCUGCCUGAGCGCCAUCUUGCUGGUGUGUCUGCCCUGGCUGGCCACGGUGAGGCGCUGCGGAGGAGCGCUGGCGCUCUUCGUCUGGGGGAUGCUGUACGUCACGGCGAUAGUCUUCACCUUCACGGGGGGGCCCGUGACCGCAUGGGAACAGGUGGCGUUCUUCCUCUUCCUCACGCUAAGCGUGUACACGGUGUUGCCCCUCUCUCUGGCCUGGGCCCUCAUAGUGGGGAUAGGAACCAGUGUUUCUCACAUCAUCAUCAUCAGCACGUACGUCUCUGUCAAGAGUCCAAGCACACCAGAACUGGCGGAGCAGCUGGUGGCCAACACCGUGCUGUUCGUGUGCGUGAACUGCUUCGGGGUCUUCCACCUGUGGAUGACCGAGAACGACCUCAGGGCGUCCAAUAAAAAGCGGGAAGAGUUCAGCGCCGUGCGCUCGCAGAAGGACGUGAAAAAAUAUCAGCAGGAGGGGCUGCUGCUGUCCGUGUUGCCACGCUACAUUGCUGUGGAGCUGAAAAGCGAGGUCAUAAAGAGGCUAUCCAAGCCGAGGAGCGACGACCCGAAAGAAACCAACAAACAAAACUUUCACAGUCUUUAUGUGCGGCAGCACAGGGAUGUCAGCAUCCUGUACGCAGACAUUGUAGGCUUCACUAAGCUGGCGAGUACAUGUACGCCCGAGGAGCUGGUGGCGGUCCUCAACAAGCUUUUUGGAAAAUUUGAUAACAUCGCAAAGAAGAACGAGUGUCUUCGCAUCAAGAUCCUGGGGGACUGCUACUAUUGUGUUUCCGGCCUCCCUGACCCCAUUCCCAGCCAUGCCAUCAACUGUGUGCGGAUGGGCCUGGACAUGUGCACCGCCAUCAGUGAACUCAGACAGGCUACAGAGGUCGACAUCAACAUGAGGGUUGGCGUUCACACCGGCAACGUCCUCUCCGGCGUGAUUGGCUCACAGAAGUGGCAGUACGACGUGUGGUCAAACGACGUUACCUUAGCCAAUCAGAUGGAGUCUGGAGGCCUUCCUGGGCGAGUCCACAUAACCGAAGACACACUGCAGCACCUGAAUGGAGCGUACGAGGUGGAAGACGGGGACGGAGAAAGUCGGAACGCUCAACUUAGCGGGAAAAAAACGUACCUGGUCAUUGACCCCAACAAACCCAACAGCGUUGGCCGAAGGCCUCACGUGGGAAACGCUCUGGCUGCAGGCGAGAACAAGCAGCGGGCGUCUGUCCGAAUGUCUCAGUACCUCCAGUCGUGGAAGAGCAUCCACCCCUUCGCUGAUCUGAGCAACCCUGAAAAGAAGAAGCCCUUCAAGCCUCUCAAGGGCGUCAUGAAGCGUCCACGGCUGACAUCCACUGACGGACAUCCUUUCUACAGCAGCCCCAACCGUCUGUCUAUCGAUAGCAGCAUUAAGGGAUCACUGGACACAGUGGACACGGCAGGGAGGAAAGCAAAGAAACUCAACUGGCUGACUCUGUUGUUUAAUGACCUCAGCUUAGAGAAACAGUUCCGCCUGUCAAAGGUGAAGAAUCUGCACCACUCUGUGAGCUGCAUCACGGUGAUCUUUGUGACGCUUUUCACCGUCCAGAUGCUUGUCUCUGAAAAGAACUUUCAGAUGGCCGUGUCGUACGGUGUGACCUUCCCUGUAAUGGUGGCUCUUCUGGUCAUUAGUUUCACCGCAUACAUGAAGAAAGUACACUCCAGGUUGCCAUUAAAUGUCCAGUGGGCAUUGAAGCUGUCACAAAACGCCACCUUCAGGGCCGUGCUGCGGCUUUUCCUCGUCACUCUGUGUAUUCUCAUCACUCUGCUCAUGGCAAUCCUCAACUUUUUCUUCCUUCCAGGAGCAAACUGCACGUCGAUCGCCAACAAAACCGAUUUAGAGGGACUCAGACUGUAUACUGUGCCUUACUACCUGUACUGCUGCCUGCUGGCCAUGCUGGGAGUGGUGGCGUUUGUCAGGAUCUGCUUCUCUGUGAAGGGCUUCCUGCUCACCCUGGCUGUGGUGGUGUACCUCGCCCUCUUCCUCCACGUCUACGCGCCGAGGUCCUACUGCCUUGUGGACCAGCUUUAUAACGGCACAAUGCCCGGUGUGCUGAAGGACCCUCAGAUCAUGUCUGGGAUAUGGCUGGUCCUCUUUUACCUCGUGUGCCUCAUAUUAGCUCGACGGGAUGAGCUGACGACCCGCGUAGAUUUCCUGCUGGACCGCUGCUUCCAGACAGAGCGAGAGGAGAUGGAGACCAUGGAGAACGUCAACAAGCUCCUCCUUCAGAACGUCAUGCCUCUUCACGUCGCCUCCUUCUUCAUGGGCAAAGCCGUUCGCAAUCAAGACCUGUACAGCGAGUCGUACGACAGCGUAUGUGUGAUGUUUGCAUCGAUGCCUCAGUUCAAAGAGUAUUACAGCGAGAGCAGCGGCAACGGAGACGGCCUGGAGUGUCUGCGCUUCCUCAACGAGAUCAUAGUGGACUUUGAUGAUCUCCUCUCUAAGCCCAAGUUCUCCUCGGUCGAGAAGAUUAAGACGAUUGGCAGCACUUACAUGGCUGCUGCAGGACUGAGACACUCCCCCGUUGGAGAAGACCAUAAGAAAACUGAUAUGAACUACACUAAUAUCCGCUCCAUGGUGGAGUUUUCAAUCGCAAUGAUGAACAAGCUGGAAAAAAUCAACCAGCACUCUUUUAACAACUUCAAGCUCCGGAUCGGAGUAAAUCACGGCCCAGUGAUCGCGGGCGUCAUUGGAGCCCACAAACCUCAGUACGAUAUCUGGGGGAACUCUGUGAAUGUUGCCAGUAGGAUGGAGAGCACAGGGGAGCUGGACAAGAUACAGGUGACAGAGGAGACCUCCCAAAUUGUCCAGAGCUUAGGGUACGAUGUCACACUCCGAGGGAAGGUCAACGUGAAGGGCAAAGGAGAACUUACCACCUACUACGUUAAGACGGAUCAUUCGACUCCUCAAUUCUGAAACCGAUUUAAAGCGAGAGCUGCGAAUGAACCCUCCAUGAGUCAUUCUGGUUUCCACAAUGACAGAAACACAACCAGCGGCUGAGAACUAAAGGAAGAUGCCGCUGUGUGUUCACACCAGACGCUGACUCAACGACGAAAAAAGAGGAUCACGACAACAAAACUCAUUUUUAAAGUAGCUGCCUUUGUCUUCUGGAAGAGACGAUAAAUACAUUCCAUACUGACGGCUAAAAAAAAAAGUACAACAAGCACCUGGAAGGAGAAAGCGUUUAACUAAUGGACCUCUAAAUAGCCAGUCAGGCUUACUCUGUACUGUACCGCAUCAUUCAUAGGUUUUUAAAUUCCAACACAAUGGUAGUUUAAGUUCAUUAGAAACAUAAAUAACCAAAUACUGUGGUAAGAGCUGUUGUAGAAGGGUCCAUGCCUCGCAAAAGAAACCGGACCUUUCUCUAAAAGCAAAAUGCUCGUUCUGCCUAACUAGCGAUCUGAUCUGAUCUGAAUGACUAUUUAACAUGUAUUAAAAUUAUUUUGGAUUUUCACUUCUAGAAAGGGGAAAAAAAGUUUUACCUUAUGUUUUAGAUGUAUCUAAAUGCACUGGAUUGGUAUAGAAAAUGUAAGAAACGGAGCAAAGAGAUGUUUUUCACUCCAACAAUGUUUGUCAUGUCACAGUUGGAAAAAUACAUGUUCCUGAUUACAUAAACCGAUGGAAAAAUGUGAAAAGGGUACCUCCAACAAUUUUGGUUGCUUUUUUGUUUGGUUUAGUUUUUGUUUACUUCAUCCUCGAAUGAGAGGACCCAUAAAAAAGAGUGUCAAAUAAUGGAAUAUGAGCAAAAAUGCAAUUUUAUUGUUUACCUUUUCUGCCUGAAACUGUGGAGGUGAGAUGGAAAAAUUUGAUACUGUUGGUUCAAACCUCCCACAGCCUGAAGGGCUGGGGAUCCCAGGGUAUGACGUCACCGGGGACAUUGCUUGGAUGCAGUGGCUGUGACGGGACGAUGCUUGAAAGGAUGGUUUCAAAUAUGUUUCAAACUAACACGAUUAUUAGUGUAAAAACGCUCUACACGCGUGAAAUGAUGCCAUGAAAACUGAAGGACACGACAUUGCACUUUGACUUGUGUGUGUGUGAACUGUAACCUGUUGUACUGAGGGAAUGCUGAGAACUGUGACGAAAGAAGAGCUUUAUUAUGUUCGCUGUAUGGAAAUAUAUUUUUUCUAUUCUAUUUAUAUAAAGUAAUAAUUAAAAAAACAUCAAUUUA